AGACCCAAACUCCAUUGCCCUUCUGCCAGCAAAACACAACACAUUCUAGCUUUCGAAGUAGAGGUACAUAUUAUAUAUACACAUAUAUACAGAUUGGGGAUCAGUGACCAUGAAGAGCAGCACGGUGAUGGUGAUAUGCCUGGUUCUCCAGGCCGCUCUGGCCAUCGGGACCCUGGCGGAUAAUCAUACCCCGUUCGAGGAGAGCAAGGCGAUCGACAUCAACCCGGGCAAGCUGGGGUGCUGCAGCAGCUGCAACUUCUCCUUCUCGGGCCUCUACACCUGCGACGAUCUUGUCAAGAAAUGCGACCCCGUCUGCAACAAGUGCGCCGUCGUCAAGACGUACCCUCUCAAGCAGUUCAGGUGCGUCGACACCUUCCUCGGCAUCUGCGACCCGCCCUGCGGCAAGAAGAACUGAUCCAUGGAUUGGGGUUUACUGGCUAACUGUGAUUGGGGUUUGCAUGACAAUAAGCCGUGGUUUUAGGCAUGUGUUUGCCAAAUUAAAAAAAUGAUCGAUGUGUUUGUCAGCCUGUCAGGUGUUGUAACUAAGCGUGGGAUGCCUCUCUUUCCUUGAGAGGGACACGGGGUGGUUAAUCUUGUGUUCUCUUGUUGUAUUCUACUCCAUAUCUUAUGAACAAGAGCUCUUCUACGGUACCCUGAAUAAAUAUAGACCGUCCAUUUCUUUC
This is a messenger RNA of Brachypodium distachyon (stiff brome), 683 nucleotides long. Its product is annotated as Bowman-Birk type wound-induced proteinase inhibitor WIP1. The record is from RefSeq and is a predicted model, not a curated record. Gene Ontology annotation, molecular function: serine-type endopeptidase inhibitor activity. NCBI's taxonomy places the organism in Eukaryota, Viridiplantae, Streptophyta, Magnoliopsida, Poales, Poaceae. Gene Ontology annotation, cellular component: extracellular region. The transcript has a single exon. Bases 110 to 415 code for a protein of 101 amino acids.